UUCAAAGCUGAGAGAGAAAAAAAAUGGAAGGCAGAGGAGGGUGUUGCAUAGCGAGAUAUGCAGCCGCUGGCCAUGGGGUUUAUGAUAUGUCGAAGGUGAACCGGAUAAUGCUCCGGUUCCGACCGAUCGCUCCCAAACCGGCGACCGGCGGGUCGGUUUCCCCACAGGGAAGCGGUGAGGUUUGUUCUAAGCCAGGGAGGGGGAAAAGAAGACCCUCUAAAGAAAGUAAUAGUAUGAGUAAUAGCAAGAGGUGCAACAAGAAAAGAAGGGUUUUGAACGAGGAAAAAAGGGUUACUUUGCCGCUUCUCCCUGAAACCCCUGACUGCAAAGUGUCUGUUCUGAAUCAGCAAAAGGGUGGAGUGAUACAAAAGACGAUGCCUUUUUGGUUAAGCUUUAGUACCGCUGAUGAUAAAAAGGAGAGUUUCCUCGGUGGUGGUGGUGUUAGGCCAGCGGAGCAGGCGGUGGUGGUGCCACAGCAGAGGCUGAAGGUGGGGUCAUGCGUGACCGUCGAAUGCCUGACGGACACAUGGGUUAGUGGAGAUGUUUUAGGUACAACAGAAGAGGAAAAGAAGGUCAAUCUGGGGAGAGACACGUGUCCCGGGUUUAUAUCAGAUGGUAUGGGGAGGGUGACUUGGACAAACGGGGCGUAUAAAGAAAUGGUCGGAGGAGAAACGAUGGUGUGUCUGGCGAUGAAGGAGAGGCUGCCGUUGAUGAUAACGUACCCGGCGUUUACAUGCAAGGUAAGGGUGCAGUACACAUGCGGGAAAGAGCGAAGCUCCUUGACGCUGCCUUGCGACGUUUGGCGAAUGGACGGUGGUGGCUUUGCAUGGAGGCUGGAUAUCAACGCCGCCCUCUGCUUGGGCAGAUGAAACGAGAACACUUCAAAUGCAUGCAG
Messenger RNA from Hibiscus syriacus, 895 nucleotides. RefSeq lists its product as uncharacterized. The transcript has 2 exons. The record is from RefSeq and is a predicted model, not a curated record. NCBI's taxonomy places the organism in Eukaryota, Viridiplantae, Streptophyta, Magnoliopsida, Malvales, Malvaceae. Bases 24 to 869 code for a protein of 281 amino acids.